Messenger RNA from Vespula pensylvanica (western yellowjacket), 2785 nucleotides. Its product is annotated as leucine-rich repeat-containing protein 9-like. The transcript has 5 exons. The record is from RefSeq and is a predicted model, not a curated record. Lineage: Eukaryota; Metazoa; Arthropoda; Insecta; Hymenoptera; Vespidae. Gene Ontology annotation, molecular function: protein binding. The coding region runs from base 708 to 2588 and encodes 626 amino acids.
UUCUCGACGACAGUGUCACGGGUAUAACGGGGAUACUCUUGUAUCGAGUUACGGAGGUGUUUCACAAGGAGAUCAGCGAGUAUCGUAUUUGGAACUAUCAAAUGGAGGAUUUAUGCAAAAACGAGAAAUGUUCGAGGCUAUUGGCCAUUGUGCCAGGAGUACGGAGCAUUCGGGAAUGGCCGAUGAGCGUGCUCAAGGGCGGAUUUUAUAAUCAAGUAACGACCCGACGUAGACCGAUUAUUUUGAGAACGGCCUUACCAUGCUCCUUUUCUCUCGUUUCCCGCCCUUUCUUUUUCUUUCCUUCCUUACAGAAGAGAAUACGUCUAACGAAUUGCUCGGCCAUUGCCGAUCCUAAAUUUCACGAGAACAUUUCGAAGCGAGAGAAGGAUCCGCCGGAUCCCUGCGAGAAACGAAGAGUUUCUAUCCUUUUACGCGUACCGUUUCAUCGUUGUACCGUGACGUAAGUAGUAUCGCAUUUCUCGAGACGACUUGAAAACGACUCUUGCAUCUGAAAUCGACGUACGCGGUUAAGGGAACGAUACACCGACGGAUUCCAUCGAUCGAAGGCGAGACAACGCGAAACCGUUCACCGACCGUGCCAAGUGUACGUCUUAACGAGAGCGAACCUGUCGGAUGCGAUAUUCGUGGCCGAAUACGAGUAUGUAUUCGAGAACGAUCCGAUCGAGGAGAACGAUAGGAGGGAAGAGAUGCAAGGGACGACGCACUCAGCGGCCUCGUCGUUCGAACGUUUAACCAAACGCAAGAUCUCCUUGUGCCUCAGAAUCGACGAGGAGAAGCUUCUGACCUUGAGGAAAAUAAGUUUAGCCGGACAAGGUAUAAAGGGCCUGCUGGAGGAUUCGAUCGAAUUGCCAAACUUGAGGGAGCUCGACUUGUCCUACAAUCGUCUCGACGAAUUUCCAAAUUGGCGAAUGAUCGCCCACGUUAAGAAAAUGAACGUAAGCUUCAACGACAUACGGUCGAUCAAGAUGAAGGAAAAAUUGUCUGCGCUGGAGGAACUCGACAUUUCGUGGAAUUCCUUGACAAAGUGCAGAAAGAGUCUCGAAACUUUGAAAACGUUCGCCCCGAGCCUAAAGACGCUGAACCUCGAAAGAAAUCCUUUUUCCGAUAUCGUCCAACGCGACAAGAUCGUUCUAUUGACCGGCAUAUACUUUCCAAGUAGGACCGAAGUUCGUAACCUUGGCUUAUUGGAUCCGAAGGUGUUCGGUCUGAAGGUGGCUCGCAAUGCCUUGGCGGAGCUUUACGAUCGACACCCGACCAUUUCCAUAUCCCACUCCCCGAUCGGCCGGGUGCACUUGAAGAAGCCGUCGGUGCAUUUGGUACGAUUGCAUUUGAUCGACAAUUGCAUCACCGAUCUCGACGGUCUCACGCAGGAGCACUUCCCGAAAUUGAAGUAUCUCGAUCUUACCAACAAUCUGAUAACGUCCUUGCGACCGAUGGGCUCGUACAACACCAUAAUCGAGUUUUAUUGCGCCCACAACGAUAUUAGAAGGCUGCAGGAAAUCGAGAAUCUUAAAAGCUGGCAAAAAUUACAAGUCGUCGAUCUCAGCUACAAUCCGGACGAAUCAGCGAUUUCUUACAAAAACUUUCUAAUAUUUCAUUUGGUCGAUCUGAAGGUAGCUUUCUGUUACGACUCGUUUACAUUUUACAUCGCCCCGCGUUACUUCGUUGCGCCAUAUACGCAUCUCGUUUAUUAUCGGCGGCAGUAUGUUUCCGGACAAUGGGUGGAAAAGUCGAGUAUAGCGGAAGCGAGAAACGUCCUUGGAAAUAUAUUGGAUCAGACGAUGUUGCUGACGAUGAACCUUGCCCCGAAAUUGACGAACGUCAGACAAUUGGACGUCGUCAGAUGUUCCAUCAGAAAGAUAAAUCUACCGUCGAAUCUGUUACCUCAUUUGGAGAGUUUAGACCUGAGUAGAAAUCAUAUAAUCUCACUCGAGAAUCUAAAUGCCCUACCGAAACUAAAAACUUUACGUAUGAGCUACAAUCGUUUGGAGACCCUCCACCUUGACAGAUCGAACGAAUCCGAUGGCUUUCCAAAUUUGUCCACCUUGUACUUGGAUCAUAAUCGUAUCGGCUCGGUAACCUUGACCGACGAUAGCCACAUAUUUCCAACGUUGAAGCAUCUCUUUUUGCAUCACAAUAGAUUAGCGAACGUAUACGGUUUACGACAGAAUUCCACUCUGGAAAUUCUGAUAAUAGAUCACAACGAAAUAGAGACGAUGGACGUCGAUUCUUUCCACGAGAAUAAUAACAUCGCCUGCCUGUCGAUCGAGAGCAACAAGAUCCAAGAUCUACGCUUCGUCAAAAGAUUGCAGUCUUUGAGGAAGCUUCACGUAGCCGACAAUCUCAUAGCCAACGAAAACGAGCUCGACAAUUUAACGUUGUUGACGAACUUGGAAGAGUUGACUCUCUUGGGCAAUCCGCUCUCGGAAACGGUGAAUUAUUAUAAAUUCGCUUUACGUAGUUUGGCCAAAAUAAAGAGUAUCGACGGAUAUAGCUUGUCGAAUAAAACUUGCGGCUGCAACGAUCUUUCCGUCUACAAAUGCGUGCAAGUGCACUCAGAAAAUUGAUCGUUAUCGUUUUAAAACUCUCCGAUGAUAUGUUUAUUGAUAUUAAUGUCGAACAAAUAUACACGAUGAAAAUUCGUCUUUCAUUUAUUCGCGUAGCGAAACGUUUACAAAUGUUCCACAAAAAUCAUAGAUCGUGAUCUAUGACGCGUCGACGUGUUACCGACGCGUCAACAAAAAAAAUCUUUAUCGACCGAGUU